GUCGUGGAUCAGAAAGGGAUGAACGUGCGCUGUGAUCCGGGAGUUCGCCCUCCUCGCUCGCCUUCUCGGUCACGCUGACUUGAAAAGAUCACCUGCUGCUGCGCUUCGAGGCAACGAACAGCCCAACAGCAGCGUUCAUAUCUCUCAAAGUCAGGGAGAGAAAAGGAUUCCGCCGUUCAUGUCACCGCUGCGCCAGACGCAGGCGAUCCGCGGCAGACAGCGCAGAACGUUAAGGGAUGACACCGUAUUUGGAUUAACCCCUGUGAAGCUGUGAGCUUGUCUUCUACAGUCGUCGUUUUCGGCUGCUGUUCUUCUGAAAAAUGACUGUGACUAGAGGAUAUUCUUGUGUACUGUAGUGGUCUACACUCUUGUGCCACCUCCUCUCCCUUGCCUCUGGUUCUCCACUCCAUCUUUACAAGCUGAGGGAUGGGCAUGAAGAAGGCAGCUCAGUGGUCUGAGGAAGAGGUCGGUCUCUGGCUGGCUGAAGAGGGCAUGCAGGAGUAUGCUGGACCCCUGCGAAACAUGGACGGUCGAACCUUGUUGCAGCUCUCUCAGGCUGACUUCCAGAAGCCUCCUCUAUCCCGAAUCACAUCAGAUGGUGGGAAGCACCUCCUGGAGAAGAUCAAGACGCUCAACAUUGAGCACCAUAUCGAAGUGCAUAAAAAUGGCUUUGCCAACGGUCAUGUGGUCGUAUCUCACAAUGGUGACGCCAGGGCCUCCAGCAAGAACAAACAGAACGGUUUGGUCAACGGCUAUAAUAAGGAACUGGUGCGUAUUCCCAUACCGGAGCCGACUGGCCUGCGGUUCCCCCCCGAAUGGGGCAAAACCGGUGUAGCCUUUUUAUACGCCAUCUGCUGCUUCGUCAUCACCACCAUCAUGAUUUCUAUAGUCCACGAACGUGUGCCUCCUAAGGAGGCGACCCCUCCUUUACCCGACAAGUUUUUUGACUUCUUCGACCGAGUGGAGUGGGCUUUCUCCGUAUGUGAGAUAAACGGGAUGAUUCUGGUGAUCUUGUGGAUCAUACAGUGGAGUCUCAUGAAACACAAGUCAAUUGUUGGCAGGCGGUUCCUGUUCAUUGUGGGGACCCUGUAUCUGUACCGGUGUAUCACCAUGUACAUUACUACUCUGCCUGUUCCAGGGAUGCACUUCAAGUGUUCACCCAAGCUGUAUGGUGACUGGGAGUCCCAGAUGCGGCGGGUGAUGAAGAUGAUCGCUGGCGGCGGCUUAACCAUCACUGGCUCUCACAACAUGUGUGGAGACUACCUGUACAGCGGCCACACCGUGAUGCUGACCCUCACCUAUCUCUUCAUGAGAGAAUACUCACCUCGACGGUUCUGGUGGUACCAUUGGGGCUGCGGGGCACUAUGUGUCGUGGGUGUGUUCUGCAUCCUCCUCGCUCAUGACCACUACACUAUAGAUGUAGUCGUAGCCUACUUCAUCACUACACGCCUCUUCUGGUGGUACCACAGCAUGGCCAACCAGCCAGACCUGAAGGGGGCAUCUCAGGGCAAUUUCCUGUCCCGUGUGUGGUGGUACAGGUUUUUCCAGUACCUGGAGCAGAACGUCCAAACCGUGGUCCCCCGGAGCUACCAGAUUCCCUUUUCAUGGAGAUCGCUGCAGUGGGGUAAUGUGAAGUACAGCAGGAUUGACUCCGAUUGACUGCGGUUUCCAUCCGGGGGAGUAGGACUUGAAACACUUGCCUUAAGAGCCAGGACUCAAUCACAUGACGAUGGCCUAACAAACUCUCAUUCUUAAGCCAAUCCCUUUAGUACUGAGCUACACGGCACUGUGACUGUCAAAAAGUCAUCCAAAGCAUUUCAUUCCUCACACACUGCCCACGUUCCAUCUGCAUUUCAGACCCAGUCUACUGCCAGCUAUGUAGUGUGUAGUAUACGGGGCCAGACCGGCUAAUGCCUUUAUCACCUAGGUUAAGAUGGGGCAUGCCAAAACAGAUCACUUCAUCAGAAAUAUUUAACAAUUAAUUGCAUUCCCCAUUGUCUUCUGCGUAGAUGUUUAAACUUGCUCUAGUUGAGCCAGCAUAUAAUUAAAGUAGAUGGGCUGGUGGUGGUCAGUUUUUGCGAACAUUUCCUUGUGCUUACAGAAGACUGAGCCAUUCUUUUUACCGACUAACUUGAGAAAGACUCUAGACAUUUCCCUCCAAGCUUUGUGCAAAGAGUCAUCUUUUCAGAGUAUCUGUUUAACCCCUAAUUUAGGAAUGUCCCUUUAACCGAACUGCCAUCCUGAAAGAGCCCACGAAGGACUUCAGGUGCAGAGCAGUGGUGUGUCUGACGAGAAUUGUCCUUUUGUAGCUGUCCACAGAUUUGCAAACGUUUCUAUGAAAUUAGAUCAUUUUUCAGACAGAUGUUACAUUUUUUAAGCAGAGAGCCAAUGAAGACAAGAAUACUGUUUUGAUGAUGAAGUUCCUCAGUGCCUUUCUUGCCAUGAAUGUGCAGUCGUUGUGUGGUUAUAUGGUUUAUGUAUUUAUGUUGGCUGUUUUUUUUUUUUUCUUUUUUUAUUACGGUCUCGGUUUUGCAUUGCUGUUGACAUAAACUCUUUAAAGGAGCGCUCCAGCCUUUUCUCUCUAUCCUAAUCCCACCGUAACAUCUCUCUCUGCCGCAUCUAUAGGCAAUUGUCAGUUUCCAUGAACAGUAAUUUCACCUUUAUUAAAAAAAACAGCAGAAAACCUGUAGAUUCAUCAUCUCCCCAUUACCUUCUAUUGAAAAUAUGUUUAAUAUGUAUAAGUCAGUGGGUUUUCUGUUCUUUUGCUACAGAGAAUCACUUUAAGGUUUGUGUCAGUGGUAAUUGCCCCUGUGAAACAGAUGUGGCAGAUAGAUUUGGUUAAACAAAUGCUUUCUUUCAAGGGAGGCAGAGCAGUCGUAUCUGUUCUCUACAAAAGCACUACAUGCUCGAGGUAUGGGGUUAUUCCAGGAGAUUUGCAGCCAUAUGUUAAAGUAUCUGGAACCACUUGCUUUAAAGCAUUAAAGGGAUUUACCCCAAAAAUGCUUGAAGAGAAAAUUAGGCUAGUACAGAACUAUUGCUGGUACAAACGAUUAUAAGUACAAGGGCCUCAUAGUUUGAAUACACAGAUUUUUUUUUUAUUAUUAUUUAAUUUUAUGUAUAUUAACUGUGGUUGUAGUUAUUAUUGCUUUUGUGAAAUUUUUCCACUUUCAUUGUUUCUUAUAAGCUAGAAAAAAAAUGAACAUUUCCUAGUAAAAUUUUACACUGUUGUUGUACUUAUUGUCGUUCUUGCCAGCAAUAAUUAUCCAGCAGCGGGUUUUUCUUUCCGUGUUUCUGUUCCAGUUUAUCAAACAUUAAAACGAAGUAUUACCGAGGCAGUGAUGGCCACAAAGCUAACUCCGAUGUCUGUGAUCAUUUGUUGUUUGUUUAAUUUGUACUGAGUUUAUUUAUUACUCUGUUUCAUUGUAAGUGGAAUACAAACACUAUUGUGUCCUGUUCAUUUUUUUGUGUCAUGCUGUUUUUGCCUAGGCCUGUGUCUUUGGGUCUGCCUUAACUCCAGACUGUUUAGCGGGCGAGGUCUCCAGUGUCCAGUGAAUGUUGGGAGAGGUUUUGUUCUACUGUGUUGUCCUGUAUGCUUAGGACUCCACAAGUCCAUAACAUUUGAGCUGUUCUGUAAUCUAUCCAAUGGAAAAAAACAAAAGCUGCUAAACUUUAAUAGUUUGUCCUUCUUUUUUGACAAAUAAAUGACAAACAUGAGCACAGAA
Messenger RNA from Pygocentrus nattereri (red-bellied piranha), 3722 nucleotides. It is a transcript of the gene sgms1b, whose product is annotated as sphingomyelin synthase 1. Gene Ontology annotation, molecular function: protein binding; ceramide cholinephosphotransferase activity; sphingomyelin synthase activity. The transcript is spliced from 7 exons. Gene Ontology annotation, cellular component: Golgi membrane; endoplasmic reticulum membrane. Gene Ontology annotation, biological process: ceramide biosynthetic process; sphingomyelin biosynthetic process. Lineage: Eukaryota; Metazoa; Chordata; Actinopteri; Characiformes; Serrasalmidae. The coding region runs from base 427 to 1659 and encodes 410 amino acids. The record is from RefSeq and is a predicted model, not a curated record.